Molecule: messenger RNA, 222 nt
Organism: Linum tenue
Lineage: Eukaryota; Viridiplantae; Streptophyta; Magnoliopsida; Malpighiales; Linaceae
Source: the annotation of a GenBank genome assembly
AGAGGACUAGGCGAGAUGCUUAGUCACCUGGAACGACAACCAAGAAAUAAGGAACGUCGCGUUGCUUGGCUGACAUUCGUAGGACCACUCUUCCAAAGCAUUGGUCUUGUAUAUUUAUUGGCUCAUUUCAGGAGGCUUUUCCCACUUUUCUUCAAGUGGAUACAUGCUGAUGAUGAUCAAACUGUUCUUCUGGUUCUGAAACAGGUUCAUACUUCAUACAGU